This is a messenger RNA of Tigriopus californicus, 1544 nucleotides long. RefSeq names its product membrane cofactor protein-like. The record is from RefSeq and is a predicted model, not a curated record. Bases 522 to 1253 code for a protein of 243 amino acids. The transcript has 4 exons. Lineage: Eukaryota; Metazoa; Arthropoda; Copepoda; Harpacticoida; Harpacticidae.
CGGGAGUUGAACCGUGUGGAACAACAACAACAACUUGUGUGCCCUAGUGUGUGUGUAUGUGUAAGUAAGAGAGAGAAGAGACUAGUGCUUGGGAGGAAAGCUGUUCUUCCUCCCUCCUUCUCUUUCUCUUUGGUUCAAACCCUAUUCGUCCGUGUUCCAAACUCACCCCUCUGUGUGCGAGGAGCUCACCUUUCGGUAUCAGUUCAUAUGAUCGCUUGGGAGUACGAGUCCUUUGCCCUGACUGGCUGACGGGCUACUACUAUUCCGACCGAGUCCUACUGUUCCUCACUUGCAUGCGAGUGUGUAUGUAUUUGUGCAGGGAUCUAUCUACCUUUCGAAGGGAAGGGACUUUUUCAUGACUCACUAAAUAAGCGAGGGGAACAUUAUUUUUCGAGCGAUCGAUCCCAAAGUUCAAGUUCCGAAAGUGUUCAAUGUGAGGAACAUGCUAUUGUUCAACGAGAAUGAGACGAAACCGGAGGAAAAAAAGGUGUUGUGAUUAGCCAGUUGAAUCUACAACAAAAAUGUGUCGUGGGCUAUUGGUCAGACCGUUGCCAUCGAGGCGACUGCUGUGGGUGUUUGUGUUGGUGAUCUGCUCCAGGAUCCACUCAUCUUGGGAAACAUCUGUGAAAGGCUCGGAGUGUGGUUUCCCCGGUGUGCCACUUAACGGGUCCAUCCACGGGUCAUCGCUUCUCUUUUUGGAAGGCGAAGAGGUCACGUAUUACUGCGAUGAGGGAUUUGUCCUCUUUGGUGAGGAAAAACGCGCUUGUGGGACGAAUGGAUCGUGGAUCGGGUCUCUUCCGGAAUGCAAAUUGAAUUUAGCACUGGGCAAAUCCUCAUUGCAAUCCUCCACGUUGUGGAGCUACGAUCCGGGUUUGGCCGUGGAUGGUGAUCCAGAUUCUUGCAGUUUCACCCCGAGAUCCUCUGAGCAACGAUGGUGGCAAGUCCAUUUGGGCGAUGCUGUCACCAUUCAAGCAGUGGCUGUGACCAUCUCCCCAGGGGCGUAUCAACAAUUCACCAUCUUCGUCAUAGAGCUGUUGGAAGGCAAUAAGGCCAUGUACAAGCCGUGCUCAAAGUUCGAGGGCAAGUUCGAGAACAAGAAGGCCGUGUUCUUGUGCAAUGAUGGCGAUGGUCACCCUGGUCAAUUUGUCUACAUCAGGGAUGACAGAGAAGAACAAGAAUAUUUUGGCCUCUGCGAAGUCGAAGUCUUUGAAUACAAAAGUAAGUACUCUGAGGGAAGUCCACUCACUCACUGAUGGUGAGCUUGUGCGGGAACGAAAGUUGUUUUUCAUUCAUCCUGGCCAUAUGACCUUUAUAACUCCUAAGGCCCAUUUCAAGGCUUGGAACUAAAUCUUAUUCCCAAACCCUCCGGCGAAGGCUCUUUUUUGUCAGUCGUUCGUGCCAUGACCGUUCAACUCAUCGGGUUCGCCAUCAAAAAAGAGAAGUCAAUUUCUCAAGCCUAUCUUUUGAACACAAGUUCAUUGCAGAGAACGAGCACAACAAGAAGAAGAGGGAAAAAAACCGAACCCACGGUACCAACUGGUACG